GCACCAAUUAUUUAAAAUUCAAACUGUAACGGUCCUCAACGGAUACGAUUCAGGCUAUACCCUAACUACAGGGCGGGACUGUCAGGAUGCUCCUAUCCCUCCCUCUUCUUCUGACAGAGCUCUGACCAGACAGUUGUUGCAACAUGUCGGUGGAGAUGUGCGCUAAACUCCUCUCUCGUUUAACUACAGUACGAGCCUGUCUUCUGCAGGGUAAUGUCGGCUGCUCGUAUUUAAGAAGAAGGCCUUUCACGUCUGAUAUAAAAGGUAGGCAGAAGGUCAGACCACUAGAUGGCGUCAAAGUCUUAGAUUUGACCAGAGUACUGGCUGGUCCUUUUGCAACAAUGAUCCUGGGAGAUUUGGGGGCUGAGGUGAUCAAAGUGGAGCGUCCAGGGCCUGGAGAUGACACAAGAGCAUGGGGACCUCCAUUCGUGGGUGAAGAGAGCGCUUAUUUUCUCAGUGUGAACAGGAAUAAAAAGAGCAUUGCUGUAAAUCUUAAAGAUCCAGAAGGGGCCAAACUUGUAACAGAGCUUGCUACACGGUGUGAUAUUCUGGUGGAGAACUAUCUUCCUGGGAAGCUGGAUGAAAUGGGAUUGGGGUAUAAGCAGCUGAGUCAAGUGGCCCCUCAAAUUAUCUACUGUUCAAUCUCAGGGUACGGUCAGACAGGACCCCAUUCACACAAGCCUGGAUAUGACUCUAUUGCUUCGGCUGCAUCUGGAAUGAUGCACAUCACAGGCCCUGAGGAUGGGGAUCCAGUAAGACCUGGAGUUGCCAUGACAGAUCUUGCUACUGGCCUUUAUGCUCAAGGAGCUUUGAUGGCUGGCCUGCUGCAGAGACAGAAGACAGGACAAGGCCUUCACAUUGACUGCAAUCUGCUCUCCUCGCAGGUGGCUUGCCUUACUCACAUUGCUUCAAAUUACCUCAAUGCUGGAAAAGAAGCCAGAAGAUGGGGAACUGCCCAUGAGAGCAUAGUUCCUUAUCAGGGCUUCAGAACAAAAGAUGGAUACCUGAUUGUGGGUUCUGGAAAUAACCAACAGUUUUUCAGUGUAUGCAAAGUCCUGAAUCUGAAUAACCUGGCAGAAAAUCCAAAGUACAAAACCAACAAUUUGCGAGUGCAGCACCGCAAAGAACUGUUAAAACUCCUGUCUGACAGGUUUCUGGAGGAGUCCACAGACGAGUGGCUCAGGCGGUUUGAAGGCACUGGAGUCCCCUGCGGCCCUAUCAACACCAUCCAGCAGGUGUUCUCUGACCCACAGGUUGCUCAUAAUGGUUUAAUUCUGGAGAUGGACCACCCAACAUCAGGAAGGAUUGCAGUGGCAGGUCCUGCUGUCCGGUUCAGCAGUUUUCAGUUUGGCAAACCAACCUCGCCCCCUGUGAUCGGUCAACAUACGGUUGAAGUUUUGAGAGACACACUGGGGUAUAGUGAAGAUGUCAUCAACGCCCUUCUGGCUUCACGGACUGUCAUUCAGAAUACUGUGCAUUAAUGUAGCUGAGCAAGACCUGACUUUUGGAAUUCACUCCAGAAAACAAAUGAACAAGGACCUGCCUCAAAACAAAUAAACACUCCCCACCCUUUUACAAUACACUUACAUGACACUGUGGAGGGAAAUCCUGUGCUACCUCCCACAUUCAGUGGUUAUGUUUUUGUAAUUAAUCUGUUAGAUAUACAUCUGAGACCGAGCCGAAAAUGUAAGAAUAACGACAUAAUGACGCAUGCAGUUCAGACUCAGAGGUCUUGGACUUCCAGUUGGAGCACAGUCUGGAUUUCUGACCCUCAGUCACAUCACUUUAGACAUUUCUCACUAUUUGAUUGAUCAAUAACGUACACUGACUCACCCCCAGAUAAAGUUUCACAUCUUUCAAGCCCUUCAGUCCAGUAAUGGGAAUAAGGAAAAUCCAUUUCUAAGCUCUUCAGACAGCCCCUUAAACUUUCAAGUUCAGUUUCCAUCACUGUCUUUGCCAAAUUCACAUCUUUUAUUGGAUGCAGAAACUAGAGGGGAAAUACCCUACAGCACACUCGCAGUAGAAGACCAUCACUGGACGCAGCAGGGUUUUUUUUGUUUGUUUCCUUCAUAUGCUUUCAGUUAUCAUCAAAGGUAUUAUGUAUCCUACUUAAUCCACAGUCAGUUGAGCAGAAAACAUUCUUAUAUUCUUAUAUUAAUAUUACAGUAUUGCCAGUGGCCCAAAAACUGUUAAAAUAAGUUUUAUAUUGUUUACCAAUUUUCUUGUUUAAAAAAAAAAUAUGGACAGCACAGCUCUAGGGCCUCUGCUGGCCGGUGGCGUUAUGAUGUGUAGCUCCACCCAUCCCAGUGUGUUUCAAUGGCAAAACAGCCCUUCCAAUUUUCAAUCUAUUUUUUCUCCUUCUCUUCUCAUCUCCAGUGUGACCCCAGCAAUAAAAAAUAAACAUUUGAAAAGUUUAAAAAUGAUUUGUAUAAUAUCCUCAUUUACAUGGUAUCAUUAAUUGAAAUAAGAGGAAAAUGUCGCUUUAACAACGGUGUCAUGAACACAAUGCAAAUAGCUUGGAGUGUUGUGGGAGUUUGGUAAAAUGUUCCAAAUUUAAAACAUCCACCCAAAUAUCCAUAAGACUGCUCAUACCAUUUCUUGCAGGUGCAAUCCAAAACCAGAACAUCCUUACCUAGAUUAAUUGUUUGGACAUGUUGGGUGCUUGUAUAGCAUGUUGGGUUAGUUGCUGUUAGGUUAACAUUUUACCUAAAAGCCUAACAAGCACCUGAAGUGUCCACUUUACUUGAGCAUCACAACAGUUUCCCUCCCAAAAUUGUAAGUGCACUGGUAUGGGUGUUUGGGUAGAUGAUAAUGGAUGAUUAGCUCAUUGAACCAUACAUGCAGGUCCACUUUUUUUGAAGGUAGUUAAUUCAAGUUAUGUUUUUCACCACCAAACUCCAUAGCUAAUAGCCUGUUGCAAUGUUGGGUUAGCAUAGCUAGUUACUUUUUGAUAAGUGUCCACAGGAGUAGCUACUUCAGACUUCAUUUGCUUUGAAUAUAAUAGGAUUGUAAACAAACCGUUACAUUCAAAAUGACAGAAAUAAGGUGCAGUUACACUUCAGAAUUAAUUGAUUUGUAGACCUGUGAGCUCAAUUGAGAAAACUGAGACAUGCUUGUCUGGGAGAAGUUGUUGGGUCUAAAUAGAGGGUUGGAAAGUCUGGCUCUGGUCACUACAAAAUGUUGCAAAUUUGACAACAUGGCAGAUGAGCACCACUGUGUACAUAUUUUCUACAGUCAUUCUUUAAUUUAACUGUUAUAUCACUUUAUCUGAUGUUGUAGCUUGAUGUGUUAUGUGAGAUUGUUGAAAGACUAAGAUUCAAUGACACCAGCCUUACUAAAAAACUUGAAUUUAUCAUAAUUGCUGAACCAGAAGAGAAAGCACUUAAUCAACUUAAUCACUACCAGGGAGAAACACCUAUGUAAGAAAUGUCAAUGAAAUAAAAUGACACUUGACUUUA
Messenger RNA from Astyanax mexicanus (Mexican tetra), 3458 nucleotides. RefSeq names its product succinyl-CoA:glutarate-CoA transferase (gene sugct). The record is from RefSeq and is a predicted model, not a curated record. Lineage: Eukaryota; Metazoa; Chordata; Actinopteri; Characiformes; Acestrorhamphidae. The transcript has 15 exons. Gene Ontology annotation, molecular function: catalytic activity. Bases 144 to 1481 code for a protein of 445 amino acids.